GGUGGCGGGGAGCGGUCCGAGCGCGGUGACAGCCGCCGGCCGUGCUGCCGCUGCCGCUGGGCUCCGGCCGUGGCCACCUGCACGGCGGCAACGCCGGUGCUCGCCCUCCGGUCCGGCUCCUUAACGCCUCGAGAGACAACUUCUGCCUGGCCGCGGCGAUGAGGCCGCCCGUGCUUUUGGAAUACGCUGGUGAUGCGCAGGGAGCACUGCCGGCCUUGCUACGUGAACUGUGGGUGUUGAAAAGCAUCUCGGCAUCACAGUGAAUUUGCAGGUUGUCAGGUUCCCUCAUUCAUGGCUCGGGCCUGGCAGUCGUAGGAUGGACUGGUGACUCCUGCAGCACUGAAGUGAUUUCAUAAACACGGCCAAGACCCCACACAGGUGGCACGUCUGCUCCGAAAAAGGUUUAGAGAGACAUGGAGCUUGAAAGAAUCAUUCAAGACACAUUGACACGCUUCAUCCAGUCCCACAUCCCUGCAGCAGAUCUCAGUGGGAUGGAUGAUGUUUUCUUCUCUUAUAUCACGGGUGUCCUGGAAGAGCUGGGCUCACCAGAGUCUCCUGAAGAGACUUUUGACAUGGACACCUUUGUGGAAAUGAUGGAGGCAUAUAUCCCUGGUUUUGCAGAAAUCCACAGUGGGGAUGUUUGUGAAAUGAUGUUCUCCCUCUCAGAAAGGCUUGGUGAAGCUCGCAACAAAGAAAAACUUGGCCAAAAGGCUGUGGAAAGCAGGAGUGAAGCGCCCUCUGAAGACCUCACCAAGGGCCAGGAGCCUGGAGCUGGAGCCUGCAGCGGGGAAAGACUGUGCACUCUAACAGACGGAGCCGGGGCCCAGGAAGGUGCUGACUUGAAGGAUGGGGUGGAGCUGCUACUGGAGAUGUUCCCGGCCUGUACUAUGAGCCAGGCAGAGAAGGCUCUCGCCAUGGCCUUGGGGAACUUGGAAGAGGCAGUGCAAUUAAUUGUGGAGGAGAAGGUGGAAAUUGGCCCAGCAGGUGCGAGUGUGAAGGAACUGGCACGGCCCCGCAGAGCACCCAACCACGAGGAACUAAAACAGGUCAUCCUACAGAAAUACAUGAUGGUGGAUAGUGCAGACGAUCAGAAAACACACCGGCCAGCCCCACCCAAAGAGGCUCCCAAGAAGUUGAUCCGCUAUAUUGAUAACCAGGUGGUGAGUACAAAAGGAGAGAGGUACAAAGACAUCAAGAAGCCUGAGAGUGAGGAGAUGAAGAGAACCUACAUCAGCCUAAAACCAGCCAGGAAGUACAAGUUCCAUUGACAGCCAGGUCCUCCCACUCUUCAGCCUUCCACCUCACUGCCAGGCAUGGCAGGAUGGAUGUGUGGUGCAAGGAAUGAAGUGACUCUACCUGCCACUAACUUGAACUAACCUGGAAGCCAGGACACUGCUUUCAGCUUCCUCAACUAACCUGGCUGAGGAGACUUCUCUCCUUGUGUAGCUAUUCUUCUCCCUCCAGGGGCACACCACAGUGGCUCUCCAAGACCUGGGCAUUCUCUGCUAUUCCUUGCAUGGGACAUUUUUAGAUCUGAGAUGUGGCAUGUGCUUUUGCAGCAACCUUUUUAACAAGUCUUUGUGCACUGUUGCUUUGAGUGCCAGUAUUAAUAAAGAUGAUGUGAGUUGGUGUGUAGUUCAGCCAGAGCAUGCACAUGCUUUACAACACUGCCUCCAGUCCUUCCUAGGGCCGAAGACAGGAGCAGGGUCAUCCUCUCUUCCUCUAAUUACUCUCUUCAUCAUGUUCUCCAGCUGCGGCUGCUGUUUGAUGAACUGCCUAGCAGAUAAAAGGGCUAAGGCUCCAGAACUAUCCAACACAAUCUGCAGCUCUCUCCAUAAACUCCAGCCGAUAGUGGAGUCAGUGCUCCUGCCAUUUCUCACCACUGUUGAGAGCUAAAGCUCCAGCCAUACAACAGGGAGCAAAAGACAGUAGCAGGCCUGGGCACUACUAAAAUACUAAGUCAGAUGCUGGAAGAAACAAAUGACAAUGACCAGCUGUUUUCAGUGACAGCACUAGGUUUGGUGUUUUUCUGUUGGUCAAACUGCCAUUAGGAGUGUGUUCCCCCUGAAAACAACUCCCACCUUGCUCCAGCCUAAACCAGCAUGCUAGGCCUGGGCAGAUACCAUGACCUGCACUGGGGCCAUGUUAGUCCUUUGGUGCCAGGCUAGCCAGUGCCUAUGGGCUGGAGCUAGGCUCACUGCCCUCCUCCCAGAACCCAGAGGGGCCUGCCCUCUCCCAAGAGGAGGGCUGGUAGCUAUUCCUUCUGCUCCAGCUGGUCUGGUUUGUUCCACAGCUCUGCUGGCAUGCCCUGCACACCCACCCCAGGGGACAGUCCCCAUCAAACACUCCCCUGCUUUCUGGACAGCUCUGCUUAAAGAUUUAAAAUACAACAAAUAAUAAAUCCUAUCUAUUAGCUGGCCUGACCAAGGCCUAUUCAGCACCAUGGUGUUCCUGCAAAUCACUCGCUCUUUCCACGCCACUGCAGAGGGAGUGACUUUCCCCAGAGGCACCAAUGAAGUCCACUUAUGAACACUCAGUGGCUGCUAAACAGCCCCAGAGGAAAGAAUGAGCCCCACUCAGGCCAGCCUCACCGAUGGGACUGACCUCUCCCUCUGCACAUCUCCACAGCAGCCAGUUCCCACGUCC
Messenger RNA from Ficedula albicollis (Collared flycatcher), 2646 nucleotides. RefSeq names its product CUE domain containing 2 (gene CUEDC2). The coding region runs from base 414 to 1268 and encodes 284 amino acids. The transcript has 10 exons. Lineage: Eukaryota; Metazoa; Chordata; Aves; Passeriformes; Muscicapidae. Gene Ontology annotation, molecular function: ubiquitin binding. The record is from RefSeq and is a predicted model, not a curated record.